Molecule: messenger RNA, 3556 nt
Organism: Haliaeetus leucocephalus (bald eagle)
Lineage: Eukaryota; Metazoa; Chordata; Aves; Accipitriformes; Accipitridae
Gene: CCDC14
Product: coiled-coil domain containing 14
Exons: 13
Coding region: 16-2862 (948 amino acids)
Biological process (GO): protein localization to centrosome
Cellular component (GO): centriolar satellite
Source: RefSeq, a predicted model, not a curated record
GCCGGGGCUGGGGCCAUGGCCAGGCCGGGGGCUGCGCGGCCCUGCAAGGUACUGUCUUCUGGAAGGCUAACAGGAGCCGCUAAAUUAACAAGUGGAAGAAAACAGUUUGGUGUAAGAAAAGGAUGUCAUUCAGAUGUGGAGUCUGGAUACUCUCUCUAUUCCACUGACUCUGACGAUCAGGUUGAUACUAUUCAUAAUGGACUUGACCGUUGUGCAGCUUUACUGAAGAAUAUCUUACAAAGUGAGGCUACAGGAAGGGAAACUAUCCAUAAAAAACCUGGGAAAACAGCUUCUGUUAAAAUUACUUCCAAGCCUUUGCUAACCAAAGGAAAUACUUCCAAGAAGAAAGGGUUGAAAAAAAAUAUUACUCCUGCCCACGUCCGAAAAGAAAUUGUGCCAAUAUCAAAUAGAAAACUUGCCUCGUCCACCACACCUUUGACCGAGAAAGAACUUUCCAGUGCAGCACAAAAUCAGAUGGUUCAACCAAUUCAUGUGCCUUGCAGUCCACACUCUCCUGUGAUGCAUCAGAAACUGUGCGAGCAUGUGCAGACUCAGAUGUCUCUGAUAACUGGCCAACCACCACAGAACAGUAACGAAAUUCCUACUGUAACUCCUUUUCCUACCUCAAAUCACGGAUGUCAAAAUGUUACAGCUUUUAGUUAUCGAUUACCUACCUCCACAUCAGCUCUGUCCCUGCAGCAUUCAGCUAAUCCCCUAUCUACUCAGUCAGAUGUUCCUGUAGACAGUGGCAAUGAAUGUGUGCCAGAGAUGGGAGGACCUGUGGUUUGCCCGGUGGUUUCUGCUGCUUCUACUACUGCUGCUCAAAUACAGUCUGCCACUGCUCUUUCUAAUGUGAUCCCUUGUAUGGCAUCAGGUGCACCAAGUAACUCUACAGUGCCUACAUUCAUCCCAUCAUCUUCUGGCAGAGAGAUGACCCCAAACCACGAGCAACAGAUAAAAGAAGCAGAUUUGAUAAGAUGCAUACAAGCUCACCUGGCCCUGUUAAAAUCACAUGAAAUAAUGAAUGGCAGGACUGAACAGAAGUGCCAUCAUCAUUGUCCAACAAAACAUAAUGCUUCAAGUAACAAGGAGGAGGAUACUUCUGAAGAACACAGUGAGGACAUGGUCAACGAAGAAGACGAAGUGAAUGUACUUGACAUAGCCCCAGUGAGAGAUACAAGCUGUAAGACAAGUUUUGUGAAGAAAGUUCUAAAAUCUAGAAAAGAAAGUCCAGAAGAAACAGCCCAUAAAGUUAAGACUGUAAAAUAUCUUCUGGGAGAGCUUAGAGCACUGAUAACAGAUCAAGAUGAUUCGGAAAUGUUAAGGUUGAUGAAUGAAAUAGAAGACUGUAUAUCAUUGCUCCCAGCCGUAGUGGGAAGUACAAAUAUACAAGCUGAAAUAGCACUAGCUUUACAGCCUCUCAGAAGUGAAAAUGCCCAGCUGCGUAGGAGACUAAGAAUAUUAAACCAGCAACUCGGGGAACAAGAAAGAAGUGAGAAGACACCUGGACAGAGCUGCAACUAUGAAUUGGUUUCUUUGCAGUCCUUGAAUAUGAUGCUCCAGAGUCAAUUGAAAGAAUCACUGAAAGGCCUUGAGUCACUGCAGGCUAAAAAUGAAGAACUGAUUAAAAUAAUAGAAAGUCAGAAAGAAGAAAAUAAACAUCUUGCAAAAUAUAUUCAAGAUAAAGAAGAAGAAUUGCUUGAAAACAAACAGCAUUAUGACAUUCAUUCCACGAAGCUCAAGAUUGAAGUGGAAGAGGCAUUAGCAAACAUGAAGAGCCUUCAGUUUAAGCUGGAAGCUUCAGAGAAAGAAAAUAAGAUUUUGGGCAUAACGUUACGUCAGCGUGAUGCAGAAGUUAACAGACUGCGUGAAUUAACCAGAAACCUGCAGGGUAGUAUGGCCAAGCUUCUGUCUGAUCUCACAGUAGACAACAUUAGACCCAAACCUGAAAAAGGUCUCUCUAAGGCUCUUUUGGAAGACCAUGAAAAGCAGAUGCAACCUGAUCUGUUUCCUGGAAGUACUUCAGUAAUGACUUACCUUAAAAAAUUAGAAAUGGAUCAUAUUUUGACAGAUGCAGAACUUCACUUCUCAAAUAAAAAUGGAGAAUUAGAAAUGCAAAAUCUAGCCUAUGAGAAGUUUGCUGCUGAAGGAAGUAAAAUAAACAGUACAUUCUUAGAAGGAACAUCAGCUCCCAGAAUACUACUAACCUCACUGAAGCAAGAUGCAGAAACUGUCAGUGAUUCUGGGACUUUACUAGAUGACCAAAACAAGUUGGAUGAGACUGUUUAUAUUCCAUUGACUAGCAAUGCCUCUAAAAAACAGCAGCCAAUCUCUGAAAGAACUGGUGUGCUACCCCAAAGUAGAGGGACUUAUAAGAUGUUGGACUACCACUGUGAGCUCUCAAACUCUGUGCAGCAGAAUGGAUGUGAGAUAUCAAAGGAUUUAACUAUUGUGGAUAAAUUAAGUGCUGGGUACAGUGUGAAAAAGACUAUGGAAAACAUGCCUGAAGUUACAGGGGAUGAAGUAAAGCCAGAAGGAGACAAAGUCCAAAUGAGGCCAAAAGGCACUCCAAGUGGAGCUGCAAAAGACUUCACAGAUAAAUCAGACCAACCUCAGCCUGGUACAUACCCUCGCAUGCCGAUGCUAUUUCCAAAAGAGAUUUCUCAAAAAAAAGGCAGUGAAAUAGCUGAUUUUAGUUCCAUUUCAUUUGAUGAUAUAUCAGGAAAGUCUGAGUGGAGUGCAUCCUCUUUCUCAACAUUUACUUCUCGAGAUGAAGAGGACUUUAAGAAUAGCUUAGCAGCCUUGGAUGCCAACAUAGCAAGGUUACAAAGAACUUUGCAAAAUAGCAUUAUGAAACAAUGAGGAAACAAAAUGGGGUGCACUUGUUUGGAUUAUUUAGGUUUUUCUGAAGUAUAUUAAUAAGUAUGGUAAUGAUACAAAUACUUGUAUUUUUUGGUAUGAAAUUACUUGUUCCUAGCUGUUUAAAUUAUGAUGGGAUUUGUUCCUCAUUAAGCUGUGGCGCUGCUUCCCUUGUUGUGUACAACUUGAAAUAACUGGUAUAAAUGCCUUUUUUUUAAAUUAUGAUUUAGGUUUAUACUGUUUAAUUGCAAAAUUAAUUCUUAGAGCAGCACUUGAUAACUAUUUAAGAAACUGGUGUGCUGUUGGCAAUACAGUUUUUCUAUUAAAUGAUAAAGUACACAUGCAUGCUUUUUCUGCAUGCUUUUUCUAAGUAGUAAGAACAGCAUUGAGAGAUGCAUUUGAAGUGAGUUAUAGAUGUGAUAAAGAGAAAUUUUUAUUUCAUUAUAAUUUGACUGUUAUAAAUUUGGAUGCAUAGUUAUUUUCCUUGGUUAUGACCAUGUGUUUCGAGAAACUAGCUCCUGGUUCUGGUUCACUGUGAAUGCGUGCAAACAGUAGUGUCAAGAUCAAAGAAACAGGUGAAGAGGACUGCUUAUUCAGCUGCAUUGCUUCUUAAUCCAAAUUGGGUUUAAUCAAGAAGUGGGAAUUUAACUGGUGAAAGUGGAGCUGCCUUGAACAUAAAAAGUGUUCUGCCUUGACU